AUGCGCGUCCCAUCCCACCGGGAAAAAUUUGCCAACACUGUCGGCGACUAUGCCCCUUUAAUGAUAAGCAGCGACAACGUCCAGGGAAAGUCUGCACGUCCUCCUCCUGUACGUGCCAAAGGCGGACAAACUAACUGUCCGCAGUCACCUCAAUGCCCCGAAACAGGCACGUACAACGCCAACUCGGACGGUGGUAGUUGAUGGUCAUGAAGCAGGUCACAGCAACGGUAAUAGACUCAUUCUAUCGAGGACCUUUGCCUAACAUAAACCCCUCGUCACCAACACCAGUUUCGGCUUCCCAAUUGUGGGAAGACAACAUGGAUGCACCUCCAAUCUCAUCAAUAGCAAUUGCUGGACUACGUGUUCGUCAAGGAGCAUGACCGCCAUGACGUGCUCGUGACAAAGGCAGAGAGAGUUGCUUGUUGUCUCUAAAAUAAAGCUACAAAUCCAAUCACUAAAGGGGGUCGACGAAACUGACACGACUGAAUGCAAUCGAGACUAUCCAACUAAGUGCAUGUUCAUUUGGGUCACGAAGAAAUCCCGAGAACGAACACUGGGCACAAAUGGCAGAGACCACGGAUUACCAACAGGACCGCUGCUACCGAAAUACUCAUACUCACAAGCCAUGGGAAACAGAACUAGUUAAAUGGCUACUACUACUACUGCUGCUGCUGCUACUACUACUACUACUACUACUACUACUACUACUACUACUACUACUACUACUACUACUACUACUACGACAACAACAACAACAGCAACAACAACGACGACGAAGUACAAAAAUCGCCAUCUGAGAAAAAUCAGAGUCGCAUGACCAACCCGAAAAAAAGAUAAAAGCCAACGUGGAAAUCCAUUCUUUCAAUGUCGUCGCCAAAUGCAACAAAGGCCAAGUGAGAUAAGAAAAUAACCACCUGACUACAGGGUCAGCCGACAUUCAACGAGGGGCAAAUUCUGCUUAAAUGAAAGAAUUCGGGAAUAUCAAGAUAUAGCCAACUCAGCUGCUCGGUUCGGACGACACAAUCGGAAAAAUUGCAGGUUCUUAGUCAUGAACAGGACGCUUCAGGGACAUCCCUAACCAACGAUCUGCCAUGGUGAAGUUUUCUAGGGUGGAGAUAAUUGCUGGUUUCGAUAGCACACCCUGCCUGCAGUCGAAAACUGCAAGCACAUAAAAUCAUGAAAAAGUUUGACAAAUUGUUCUACUAAAAGUGACAGCUGUACCUAACCUCCCAUAAUUUGAAGGACUGAACCAUUGAUCACUUACACGGAACUUUUAUAUGUUUAGGUGGGUGCAAGUCAGCGAGCUAUGAAUGCAGACCCUCACAGUCAGCGUCGGGGUCGGCAGGACAGUUAGUGUUGCUCGUGUUAGAGUACCAAGACUUAAGGAAUUCUCACGCCUGUGUGGUGUUGGCCAUGUCGAUCACGUCAGUGCCACCCCAUUCGAAACAGUGGUCUCAGAAGUUAAACAAAAGGAUAAUUAUCGCAUGGCGGGCGAUAUGCGGAAUAAUGUGUUUAUAUGUGCAAUCUGCGCUGCUAGUUAGGUAAUUUCGUUCAUAUCGCUCAGGCCCCGCAGUACACACCUCGCGUAGAGGAUCCUGGAUUUCGGAAAAAACCACGGAGCUAUGCAUAUGGUCUUCAUGAACUUCACUUCUAUUUAUUUCCUUGGCUGUCCAUCAUUUAGCAUUUGCCUGUCCUUUUGUAUUGAAUGUAGGCGUUUGUAAAGGAUGGAGCGGUCUUUCCUAGCAUGGGCUAAAUGACAACGAACAGUAUCUAUUUAUGAAGAAGAUGAACAAAUGAUCUCUGGAGUAUCAGGCGUAGCUUUCGGUCUCGUACAGGAGGCCAUCGAAAAGAUACCGUGAGAAUGCGGCAUUAAAUGAGCAGUUUUUGUAGUCAAGCCAUGGGGGGGGGGAGAGAUAUGAAUGCAGAGGGUGGUAUUCGCGAUAAGCAGUCCCACGCCGUCUCACUGCGGCGUGACUGUGUGCACCCUUGGCUGGAAAUUGGUCUCACCUCUUGGUCGCGGGGGCGGAGCGAGUGAUAGCAGGGGAGGGGGGAGGGUGUAUGUCAACGUGUCUGUUGGUAGAGUUGGUGUCAGACACACAGGCCUCCGACAAUUCUCGCCCAAUCUUAUUGCUAGUGCUUGCGAAGUUGAAUUCGUGACCUUCCUCCAGGAUGUGAGUGGCGACCUGAGACAGCGUAUCGCCUCUCCGGACCGCCCGUUUAUACGCCGUUAUUCGUGAGCUAAGUCGUCGUCCGGUCUGUCCUGUGUAGUGGCGAGGACAGGGACGGCGAGCGAUACCCGCGCCGAGUUCUCCAGCGAUACGUCCCAUCGCUUCGGAUACGUUAUUUAUAUAUGGUAGAGUGUGCCACAGUGUUGGCGGCUCUCCUCCGUUUGUUCGUCGUGGGUGCGUGUGGAGGCAGCGGCUGACGAAGCUGUUCGGGUAUCCAUUCCUUGCCAGUUGGUCGCGAAAAUGCCGUAGUUCUAGUGCUCGUCCCUCUUGCUCACAGCAGUUCGUUUUUACCCUUUGGAAGAGUGUCCUAACACAGCUGAGUUUAUGCGCCAUUGGGUAGUUACUAUGGUAGUUGAGAAUCUGAGUCAUGUUAGUCACCUUUCUGUACACCGUGAUCCUUAGUUCGCCGUUGGAUGUAUGUGUGACGAGAACGUCAAGGAAAGACAGAUGUUCGACAUUCUCUUCUUCCCUUGUGAACUGAAUGUCCGGAAAGAUGCCGUUAAGCAGGUCUUGAAAGUCGGCCAGUCCGCUCCUUUCAAAUAUAACGAACAUGUCGUCCACGUACCGGCACCAAAAUGCAGGUUCAUAGUGAUCGAAGGCGACUUUUUUCAGCUCCUGCGAGACUAGUUCUGCAACCACGCUGGAUAUUCGCGAACCAUCUAGUACAUCUAUGAUACCCACUAAAUAAGCCAGAGUAGUGACUGCAAGCGCUUUCUUGUAUACUCAUUUCUGGGACAGCGAGUGGACAAUUUUUCCCGUAGUUCAGUUGUCCUCAAAAGUUAAUGCGUCCUUCUCAAUUCACGCUUUGAUGCGCUACUGUCUGUACCGUCGCUUUUUCUGUACGUAAGUUCCUGGUUUACAAGAAACCGUUUUACCGUGCGGUCAAAACAGAUACUAACUAAAAGGCUGGACAUGGGUUUAGUCAACUUCUUUGGCUGUAUGCUGUAAGUGCGAAGGCGGGGUACUUCUAUGGGUCGGCAUGUGACCUCCCCUGCGGUUUUUGGUCUAACUAUAGUCUAGCCAGUGCAAAAAUGCAGUUCCCAGUCGAAGUUAUGGGCACUUAACUCAACUAUGGGCAUACCGAUUUGGGUCGGGCCUGGCACGCCCGUUUCUGGUGAUUCAUUUUCUAGUUCUUUCGUCAUUUUCAAACUACAUAUGGAGCCCACUUAAUUCUUUCCCUUGACUCACACAACGUGUCUGUUUUUUCCUUACUUAGGACAUCACCGAAUUCGAACUGGAAACCCUUUAACGCAGAAACAGGUGACAUCGAAAAUCCCCCAAAAUUAGACACAAUGGAACGGAAUAAAAGGCGGAUCGAAAUUACUUGUGUAGCAUGCCGAACGGGACUCAAAAAUAGAGGAACGCCCCGCCCACGUAAUACAUGUGGCUUUGUGCUAAAUUCAAAGAGAGAGAUAAAUAUUCCCGUGUCCUAACCCUAACACCAACCCUAGCCCAAGCCUCAAUCGUGGGCCUAAUCUUAAUCCUAACCCUAAUUUUCCUGGAAGUUAGCGCAAAGCCACUUGAAAUACGGGCGGUUCUAAUUCCUGUUUCCUAUCGGGAGGGCAUGUAUGCAAUCCCUACCUAAAGGCCAACGAUUACGUAUGACUCCCUUGCAGACUAGGAGAAGGCUGAUAAGCACACAAAGCUAGGGAACGCGAGUUGAGAAACGGGAGCGGACGCUGAUAACUUAAUCGGCCUCAUUUCAUCUCGCGAAUGCAGGCUUUCCAGUCAUGAGGCCGGCAGCCUUCACUAGCCCCUAAACAAUGCGUACUUACGUGAUAACACUAAAGGCCAUUGCACCUCCUCUGAUGGUAACGGGUCAGCAUUAUUGCAGUUGGGCGCAAAUUCAGCUAGCCUUUGAUCAGAAGUGAGAUUUUCGUGAAUUCGAGAACGCAGUGACUGGCUAGUCGUGCUGGGAAGUCAAGGAUUUUCUAGGUCUGUGGGUGGAUUGGUGCGCGCCGACUGAGGUCAUGUUUCUGAUCGCCCGACCAGCGGGCGACCUCAGGCGAGCGACAACGCGCGUUUACCAGGCAGCUGGCGCAGGCUGGUGCCGGUGGCAGCGGCGCGCCGCCGACUAGCGCAUGUCUGACCUUCGUAAGGCCACGCUAUUGACCAAUCAGUGGGCGGGUGGCAGGUUUCUGGUCAAACUUUCCCACCAAAAAGAAGACCUGGACACGUUUUCCUGUCAGCGUCAUGGUACGAUUUCAAAGCCUGGACUCUCUUCAUCCAGAAUACUUCCAGCCACUAGAAUCAAGUCCCAUUGGAAAGAAGUCGUUGGUUAAGUACUAUAUAUUGUUGUUAUGGUUUUCGAUAGAUAGAUCGAACCAAUUUACCUAGCGGGAGCGUGUGCAUUUCUUUUUUUCGUUAUCGAAAAUCAAGUAUCCUGAAAAUUUUUACACUUGAAAUAGUUGGAAAGUUUUGGCUUGGAAAAUUCGCCACUCAAGCGCGUUUUGGAACAUUUGUUUGAAAACUAGUGCAUUCGAGUAGACGUUUGUCUAUUACCGAUGCUCACAAAGAAUUAAACGUCCUCCAGCUAUAUUUUAAUUGCCAGUUUUUGGGAAGUUGAAACAUCCAUACCGCCUAAAAACGUGUCGUUUCAAGGAAGAUAAAGCGACUAAUAAAUUUUGCUAAAGACAAAAGAGUCCUCAUGUUUUAAAAGAAAAUCCUAAGGAGAGGGAACGUUAUGUAGUAUCUUUUGUGGAAUAAUCGUGGAAAGAGGCCCGCACCGAUCUGGUUGCGAGGCACGCUCAUGCUCUUGCGUCUUGGGGCUCAGACUAGAGUCCUUGCAGGCAGUUGCAUAUCUAUCAGUAAUGAUGUAGGAGUACCGAAAAAGACCAGGAGGACUGAAAAGGCCUUUUCCGACUUGUUGGUCGUCGUUAGCCAGCCACGCCUAAUUCCGGGUUUGAAUAAACCUGAGAUUCGACAGUAGGUCACGCGUCUGUUCCAUCGGUUACGGAUUGUUGGUCAUUUCCGGUGUAAUUAAUUGUUGCUUUAUAGUUGUCGAACAGAUAAGGCAAAUGUAUUCUACUCAUUUAAAACUUCUGCUGAGAAGGAUCUGAGACACCGUGUAAUCCAUCUUUGAUUAUUGUCGGCAGUCUAUCAUAAAUACCCUGAAUCCCAGUUGCUGGCGCACAGGAGGUGGAUCAAGUACCGGCUUGUUAGGACCAUCGUUAUGGGGGUUUAGAGUUAUAACAAGAACUCCCAUUCAGCAGCAGGUAAUGGUGGUGGGAGAAACUUACUAUAUGACCUCGGAUCAGGCUCCUCAAGAUAAAGUCAAGUUCAGCUCUUCAGGGCAUGAUCUAAAUUCUCAACUUUGUCCCGAUUGCAAGACACAGUGCUGGUGCUCUUCCGAAACGCCUUAACGGACAGUAGAUUUCACAGCAGAUCGCAGACGACAAGACGAUCGAUGAGGAUGUAUUAGUCACCAUCAGUUUCAUGGUCGUAAUGACUCAACCCAUUUCAUUAUUUAUUUUUUGUUCUUCUGACAUCCUUUCGAACGAGAGCAUGUUAAUGAACAUAUACAGUCAGUGACCGAUCUCAUGAAAUGCUAACCUGGCGUCUAGAAAAACAGCACACGGUAAGAAUGACUAUCUAGGCGGUAAUAGAAGCGAAGAGGCGAGUCCCAGGAAGUAGACGCGAAGAAGGAGACAUGAUCGCUGGGACAAGAGCUUUACUAGCCUGACGUUUCGGAUUCUCACUCGAAUCAAUCAUCAGAAACAGAGUCAGAUAAGGGUGGUAAAUUGUCCAGGUGUUGCAGUACUCAUAGGAUGUAGUUAUUAGGCCGCCACAUGCCUAUCGCAGUUGGCAGCUCCAGAGUGCAUCACGGUUCGACUGGCCAGGUGCUGAAGCAUGCCGUUGCCGUGCGGUUGCCAUGCCCUUGUGUGCCGGUCGAGAUUAUCGAUUCCCACGCUCAUCGCACGCAGUCGAGUUGCUGACGUCCGGAUUUCGUCCUCCGUGUAGGCUCUUGGCCUUUUGGCUCGCCGAUAUCGACGCCAGGACCAGUGGUCCUCCGCGCGCUGUCCUCGCGGUUAAUUACUUUGCCUAGACAAAGUCUCGGCGCCGAAUUUGGAGCGGGAAGGUCAUUGCGCUUGUUGAUUAACCGAGGAUCGAAAAACCGUGACUCGAGGAGUUCGCGGCUCACGCGGUUGUCGCCUCUAGCAAGAAUUUCUGAUUCGUCAAAUUUGUGUGUGUUUGAGUCCCGUAGGGUGAGUAGCAACUUAGGAGCUAACUUCUUUCCUCUUCACUGCUGCUGCGUGCUCGGUCAUACGCGUCCGUAGUAGCCUCCCGGUUUCUCCGACAUAGUUUUCUUUUUUACAGCUGCACCAGACACGAUAAACGACUCCAGAUGUUUCUUGCCGUGGCGAUGGGUCUUUCAGCCUCAUGAUCAGGCGCCUUAUAGUUGCCUCCGGUCUGUGUGCUAUCCCAAUUCCAAGGGGUGUGAGAAGACGGCUGACGGCUUCUGAGACAUUCUUCACGUACGGGAGAACCCGCCAAAAUUUGGGGCCGGUUGUAUUUCGUCUCUCGCCUCGUUUGCGCAGGCACUGGUUGACGAAGUUGCGCCGGUAGCCAUUGACUUUAAAUACCCGUCGAAGGUAUUGUAAUUCAGCAACCUUGUCUUCCGGUUCACUGCAAUGUGUCUCCACACGCUUGUAUAGUGUCCUUGCGCAACUGCGUUUGUGACCAAUUAAGUGGCUGCUGUUGUAGUUCAGUACUUGCGUAGUUUUUGCCGCCUUCCUGAAUACUUUGGUUUUUAGGUCACCACAAUCUUUGCGGCAGACGAGGACAUCAAGAAAGGCCAACUGGAUGUCUUCCUCUUCCUCCAUUGUAAAUUGGAUGUCCGGGAAGAUGGCGUUGAGAUGUUCUUUGAAUUCCAUUACCCGAUCCCGUCUGAUGACGACGAAGGUAUCAUCAACAUACCAAGCCCAGAAUUACGUUUUCUGCGCCGUUGGAAAUCCAGCGACUCCAACCGUUGUAGGACCGCUUCGGCUAUGAGUCCCGAAAUCGGCGAAGCCAAUGGCGUGCCCCUCAUCUGCUCGCCAAUCGUUCCGUCGAACGUAACGUAG
This is a messenger RNA of Spirometra erinaceieuropaei, 7291 nucleotides long. Lineage: Eukaryota; Metazoa; Platyhelminthes; Cestoda; Diphyllobothriidea; Diphyllobothriidae. The record is from the annotation of a GenBank genome assembly.